Messenger RNA from Aureobasidium musti, 1077 nucleotides. The record is from the annotation of a GenBank genome assembly. NCBI's taxonomy places the organism in Eukaryota, Fungi, Ascomycota, Dothideomycetes, Dothideales, Saccotheciaceae.
AUGGCUGAGACAAGCGAACCUCUCUCCCCUCACACCAAAGCCAACGCAGAUGUCGCGGCAGAAGUAGCGAACACUGCAGAAAAGCUCGAUGCCCCUACCGAAAACACUUCCACCGAAACUGGCACUGGAGAGAACCCUACUUCUGGCGCAGAUUCAGAAGCUCGCAAGGACAGCGUCCCUCAAAUCGACUUGACCAAAGACACACCUGCAGCCCCAACAAGUGCCGAUCUAGGGACCAAACGCAGCCAUGAUGAGUUGUCUUUGGGCGCAACAGGACUUGCCCACCCACUAGCCGAUCCUCUUGACGAUUACACCGUUGUCACUGAUAGCUGUCAAGUCGUGCGCAACAAGAUCAACCGCUUGAUUGAGUCUGGCGAGAUGAAAGUUGGAGAGUUUUGUAGUGCUAUUAAUGGAGAUGAAUGUGCUGCUUAUCCUGCUGCUUAUGCGUUCUUCAAGGAAAGAGAGGAUGCUGGGAUUAAGAUUCCGACUAAGAAGAAGCAGAAGACUAAGGAUGAUGAUAAGGAUGGCAAGGGCGGCAAGGCCCAGGAUGACAAGCUUGAUUUGAGCGAUAUUCAUCUCGNNAUGGUAAGAAAACGAUGGCUUGAGCUCUUAAAGCAAGGACUCGCUAAUGAAGACUGUAAAGGCGAGGACACAGAUUCAGUCCCCGUAUACGACACUUGCGACGACAUUCGCCGUCAAAUCACAGCAUACCUCAAGAAACCUGGUGUCACACAAGCACAAUUCGGCCGCGAUCUGCUCGCACAGUACCACACCGACAAAGGACCAAAAGGCAUCAGUGCUUCUCAAAUGCAGUCCUUCAGAGGCAAGAAAGGGCCCGAUGCCGGCAACACCAGCUCAGUGUUCUACUCAGCCUAUGUCUUCUUCGAGAAGAUGCGGAUCAAGCAGAACAAGCCCAAGAGCCAGAAGAGAAAGGAGAUGGAAGAGGUUUGGGGUCCCGAUGGCUUCGACAUCGAAAAUGCAAACAAAGGAAUCACUUGCAUCCAAGGCUCGAGUGUCUGGAAAGACAAGUAUAGCCAGUUCAAGGUCAUGUCGCCAGACGGCAGAAUGGUCGUCUAA